Messenger RNA from Salarias fasciatus (jewelled blenny), 2941 nucleotides. It is a transcript of the gene larp4aa, whose product is annotated as La ribonucleoprotein 4Aa. Gene Ontology annotation, biological process: positive regulation of translation. The transcript has 17 exons. NCBI's taxonomy places the organism in Eukaryota, Metazoa, Chordata, Actinopteri, Blenniiformes, Blenniidae. Gene Ontology annotation, molecular function: mRNA 3'-UTR binding. Gene Ontology annotation, cellular component: cytoplasmic stress granule; cytosol. Bases 402 to 2858 code for a protein of 818 amino acids. The record is from RefSeq and is a predicted model, not a curated record.
GGUGGCAGCCGGGACGUCGGCGGACUGUGUGCGGAGGAAAGGUGCGUGUCCCCAGUGUCCGCUCCGGUCGCCCGGUUAGGAAUGCGCCUCUCGAAGCCGGCGUGUGCUGUACUAACUGAAGAAACACCCCUCUAAGAAGAGUCAUGGUUUGGCAUCGCUUCCAUCAUUAAACGUCUGCGUGCUGGCCGGGUUCGUUGAGCUAGCUGUCGUUAGCCCGCUCCGUUGAUUCAUAGCGCGCUAGCUAGCUCGUGUAGCAUCGCUGCUAGCCGGCUAGUUUCCGUGUGGUCGAUCCAGUCGAGCCGGAGAGAUCCAGACUGACUGCUGAGCCCAGCCGGGGGGCGGCGGCGGCAGGCGGGGGGCCGGGAGAACGAGACGGGGUGGAAGUGAGUCAGGAGCGGCUGAUGAGUUCAGACCAGAGCGGAGAGCCGCCGCUGCUGCAGGAGGAGGCUGAUCCCGGACCGAAGAGCGGUGCGAAGGACGCGGCUCCGCUGGGGAGCGAGGGAGGGUCAGGCGGCAUGGUCACCUCUAAGGGUGCUGGUCUGAACCCGAAUGCCAAGGUGUGGCAGGAGAUGCCUGUAGCCCCCAGUGAGGCUGUCACCAGCAGCCCUCACUGGCCUCCCUCGGACAUCAGUGAGGGUUAUUCUGAGCCUUCGUCUGCUGGGUGCAAGCCGUACACUGUGGGAUUCACGGCCCUGGAUGACAGCAGCUCCACAGCAACAGCUGAGAUAGCAGUAAAUGGAAUGGACCCUCCAGAGCUGGGCUUUUCCCCCGCUGAGCCCUCAACAGGGACCUCAGAUUCCAAAGCUGCAGAGCAGCCCAUCUCCUCUGAGAAUCUCCGCGAGUCUCUGAAGAAAGAACUGGAGUUUUAUUUCUCUCGGGAAAACCUCUCGAAGGACUUAUAUCUGAUGUCCCAGAUGGACAGCGAUCAAUUUGUCCCCAUUUGGACGAUCGCCAGCAUGGAGGGCAUCAAAGUCCUGACCACUGACAUGGACCUCAUCCUGGACGUGUUGAGAUCAUCUCCGAUGGUACAAGUGGAUGAAAAAGGGGAGAAAGUGCGUCCGAAUCACAAGCGCUGCAUCAUCAUCCUGAGAGAAGUCCCUGAAACGACCCCGGUGGAGGAGGUCGAGUCACUGUUCAAAAAUGACAACUGUCCAAAGGUGAUAAGUGUCGAGUUUGCACACAACAACAACUGGUACAUCACAUUCCAAUCUGACACGGACGCUCAGCAGGCUUACAAGUACUUGAGAGAGGAAGUUAAAACAUUUCAGGGAAAACCCAUCAUGGCCAGAAUAAAGGCCAUCAACACGUUUUUCGCCAAGAACGGCUACCGUAGCAUGGACAGCAGCCUGUACGCCCAGCAGUCCCAGAGCCAGUCCCAGUACAGCUCCCCGCUCUACAUGCAGCACGUCUACCCCCAGCAGCAGUACCCGGUCUACGGCAUCGUGCCCCCCACCUGGACGCCCUCCCCCACGCCCUACUUCGAAACCCCUCUGGCGCCGUUUCCCAACAGUAGCUUUGUGAAUGGAUUUGGCUCUGCGGGACAUUACAAGACCGGCACCACUUCUCUCAAUAUCACACGCCCGUUCAACAGAAACCGUGUCCCCCUCUAUUCAAGAAAGAAUGUAAUAAAUGCCUUCAGAAACCACGUGAAGCCCCAGGUGAGGACGAGCGAGGUGACCUCGGCGUCCAUCACGCCCGUACCACUGGAGAGCCUGACCGGCCUGCGCAGCCCGCAGCCUCCCGCCCACGUCGCCGCCGUCGUCGCCCCCGCCAACCCGGUCCAGACCGCCGCCGACCUCAGCUCGGCGUUCGCACAUCUCUCCUCUUCCUCCCCGUUGGACCCCAGCGAUGACGGCGGCCUGGCUGGACGAGGAAGACGGAGCACAACCUACAGAGGGACGCGGAGAAGGCGAGAAGACGAUCGGAUUACGAGGCCCGUACCACUGGCGGAGGUCAAGGUUUCUCCUCCCAAGUUUGACCUGGCCGCCACCAACUUCCCGCCCCUGCCCGGCUGCGUGGUCAGCACGCAGGGAGAACCGGUGCUGGAGAACCGAAUGUCAGACGUCGUUCGCGGUUUGUACAGGGACAAGACGGAACAAGCCAACAAAGAAGCUACCGUGAGUCCGGCUUCAGGCCCGGCCGCCGCGGCAGAGGAGGCCGCCGCUGUCCCCAGCCCGGCUCUGGCUCACGCCAAACCCUCUACUCAACCACUCGGGCCUUCCGCCUCCAGUAUCGUUCGUCAGGAGAAGAGGGUUGAGCGGGCGGAGCCUCCAGCUCCAAAGGCAGCUCCUCGUACGCCUGCUCAAGCUCCCGUCGCCUCCUCUUCUUCCUCCUCCUCCUCUUCCUCCUCCUGCACACAGCCCAUGCCGAGCUCCAGGCCUCAGCCCUCCGCUGCUUCCACGCCGGCGACGCCCAGCACGCCGGCGCCCGCCACAGCCACCAUCCCCGCUCCGUCACAGGAGCCCCGUAAACUCAGCUACGCCGAAGUUUGCCAACGGCCCCCGAAGGACCCUCCCCCCGCGGCCCCGGCCCCGUCCCCGGCGCCCUCCGGCACGGCGUCGGGCCAGCCGCUCCGCGAGCUGCGCGUGAACAAGGCCGAGGAGCUGGGCUCCGGCGGCGGCCCCGGGGACAAGCAGGAGAAGAGCCACGACCGAGAGGGGGGCUGGGAGUGCAAGGAGAGCCGGCCACCGCGCGAACGUGACUCUCAAGGCUACUACCGCAGCAACGGGCCCCGAGGCCCCGGCGGCCUCAAGUUCCGGGACCAGAGGCGCCCGCCGCCGGCCCGGCGCAGCUCCCCUCAGGGAGGCUACCGGCACACUGGCAAAGAGCAGAACAUCCCUCCAGUAUCGCCAAAGUAAAAAAAAAAACAAAAAAAAAAAAACACAACUCGAUAUGAAUAGAAAGGAAAAACAAAAAAAAGAUGUAUGAAUAUAUACAUGGA